CCCCCGCCCACCAAGUUGCUGGGUACCAGCCGCCCCCGGGGCAGGGCCGCCUCACUCAUCCUUCCAGCCCCUUCUCAGGUGUCCCCGGAGCACAGAGUGGAAGACCCCCCGGAGAGCAGCGGCGUGUCUGAAGCCCCGGGCAGCAGCCAGGAGAGGCCGGAGAGGCGGUCGGUCAUCUUGUACGACUGCUCGGAGGAGGAGCUGAUGGCCAGCAUCGAGCAGGAGUACUGCCACUGAGGCCCCGCCGGACCGGCUCCGGGAGCCUGGGCUGGGGGUGCACCCUGCCCCUCCCGGGCCGAGCUGGAGCUGAGCUGCUGCCCACAGGCAGCUACGCACGGACCUUCAAACUGUUUCCCACCCACAUCAGAGGGUCCGGAGCUCGCCAGCCGCCGGCCUGCGUGCUGCCGCCAGGAGGUGGUCAUGGGGCGGCCGGCCGGAGGGAGUCACCUGAGUUCUGCAGGUGAAUGUCGUGGAGAUGAAAUGCAGAUUCUGACUCGGUGGGGCCGUGGGGGCCUCCGAGCCCGCAUUUCUAACAGGCUCCCAGGUGAGACCACCUGCGGGCUCCCAGCCUCCCCUGAGGAGCAGGACUGAUGGAGCCUGUGCAGGAGCUGCCUCCCAAAGGGAUCCCGCCCGCUGGGCCUCAGGGAGUCCUGGAG
Molecule: messenger RNA, 656 nt
Organism: Myotis brandtii (Brandt's bat)
Lineage: Eukaryota; Metazoa; Chordata; Mammalia; Chiroptera; Vespertilionidae
Gene: CYS1
Product: cystin 1
Exons: 3
Source: RefSeq, a predicted model, not a curated record